GCGGCAUAACAGCAAGCGAACAGAAGUAAAAACAACACCGAGCAAGGCGGACGUGUGUGGCGCAUUUUGUUGAUAAAUAUUUAGAAAUUUCUGUGUGUGAGAUCUAACGGCAAAACAACAAACGCUGUUAUCAUAUUAUUUAUACUAACAAAUAUCGUACAGAAGGCAUAAAUUGUAAAAUUAAAUAAAUCGUGCAGAGUUGCCUUGCCCGCAAAAUUUAAACAAAAUAAGUGUUAAAAAAGUAUUCAAAACUAAAAACAAAAAACGAAAUUCAGUUAAAACAAUUCAAAAUAAGCAUAAAUUAUGCAACAUUGUUAACAAGUUGAAGAAGCAGCAACAUUCUUUGAAAAUCGCGCGCGUUUCAAUAACAGCAACAACGACAACAGCAGCAGCAACAACAACAAACAGCUGUCAACAAAAAUAUUUCGUGUUUUUUUAUCAACUUGCUUCGUUGUUGUUUUUGUUGCCUGUCAAUUUUUGACAUCUGCUCUCCUCCUCACUCACGUGUCGCUGUCGCUGUCAGUGUGUGUGUGUGUGUGCUUGUCACUUUAUCAGUGUGCGUGUGUCGCUUCAGUCUCGUCUUUAGUGUCAGUUUGUCAGUUUGUCGGUUUGUCAGUGAAGAAUAUAACGAAAACCAAAAGUUCGAGUGCUCUGUAUUAAAGUGUUGAAGCUUUUACCGGCAUUUUAAUGACGUCACGUCAAGACGCAGCAGCAGCAGCUAUAACAACAACAACAAAGGCAGCCGCGCAAUAACAGCAAAAGCAGCGACCACAACAACAACUGCAAAGUCAGCAAAGUCAAGAGAAAAAAAAAAAUAAUAUCAAGCGCGUCUUUUUUCGUCAGUUGCCAAUACGUCUUCUUCUUCGUGCGCUUCUUCUGCUCUCUCAGCUGUGCGCGUGCAAACAAAUAACGCAAAAGAAGUUGAAAAUUACACCAAUAACAACAACAACGACAACAACAAAUACAGCUUCAGCUACGUGUGAGACUUGUGUAUGUGUAACAACAAACAAAACAAGGCAAAUAAACAAAAGCAGCCUCAACAACAACAACAACAAACAGAGCGCCCUCUCAUCAGCUGUAGCACAAGAUAAUGUAAAAUCAGCGUAUGCUCAAUAAAGAAAAGCUUACCCAAAAACAAAAAGCCGCUAAACUUACAAACCUAAACAAAAACCAAAAUAAAGUUACAGCAGCGUAUUUGCAUAUGUAAAAUACAUAAUAAGUAUUUAUAUAUAUAAACGGUCGUUCGAAUCAAAAUUAAACAACAUUUACAACUCUUAGCCAAGAAAGGCUUCAAGUACCCAAGCUAUCAACUAUCAGCUAUCCCCAAGCUUUGUAAUCCACAAAUAAAAAAACAAACAAAAAAAAAACCGAUACAAGUGUAAGCGCUAAAAGCACAAAAUACGAACUCAUUCAAUAACGCUACCAUUUAUGCUAAAUAUAUAUAUAUGUAUACCUUAUAUAUAUAGGUGCUGAUCUGUGCUAAGAGCUGUUGAAUUUUAUGUGAAAAAAAAAGAAAAAGAAAAACAUAUACAUAUAUUUGAAAGCCAACGUCAUAAAGUAAAACGCGCAACAUUUCUAGUCGCCAGCUAAGCUAUCUAUAAAGCCUUCCCAGCUAAAAGAUAAUACAUAUACUAUAUACUUAAUAUAUAGUAUAGUUACUACUAUAUACUAUAAUACUGAAGAAUUGCCGCUGCAAUGGCCAACGUUGUCAAUAUGAACAGCCUGCUCAAUGGCAAGGACUCGCGCUGGCUGCAACUGGAGGUGUGCCGCGAAUUUCAGCGCAACAAAUGCUCGCGCCAGGAUACGGAGUGCAAGUUCGCCCAUCCCCCGGCCAAUGUUGAGGUGCAGAACGGCAAGGUUACCGCUUGCUAUGACAGUAUCAAGGGACGUUGUAAUCGUGAGAAACCGCCGUGCAAAUAUUUUCAUCCACCACAACAUCUGAAGGAUCAGCUCUUGAUUAACGGACGAAAUCAUCUGGCCCUCAAGAAUGCACUGAUGCAACAAAUGGGCAUCGCACCCGGCCAGCCGGUCAUAUCGGGCCAAGUGCCAGCUGUGGCAACAAGUCCAUACUUGACUGGCAUACCAGCCAACACAUAUAGUCCAUACUAUACAACCGGACACUUAGUGCCUACUUUGCUGGGACACGAUCCGACGGCCGUUGCCUCGCAACUUGGUCCAGUGGUGCCACAAACUGUUCAGGUGGCACAACAGAAAAUUCCACGCUCCGACAGAUUAGAGGUCUGUCGCGAAUUCUUGCGCGGCGCCUGCAAACGGGCCGAGUCGGAAUGCCGGUUCGCGCAUCCGCAGGAGAGCGUCGCAAGGCACGACGAUGGUUCCAUAACGGUUUGCAUGGACGCCGUGAAGGGCAGAUGCGCACGUGACCCCUGCCGCUACUUUCAUCCCCCCCUGCACCUACAGGCACAAUUAAAAGCGGCCCAAACACGCGCCACCGCUGUCGCUGCUGCAGCUGCGACCUCACCCCUUACGGCCCACCAACAACACCACCAUCUGCAACAACAACAACAACUGCAGAACAACAACAACGCCAUCACAACGGCCGGCGGCGUCGCUGCUGGCGCAACAACACCAACAACAACAACAAACAACGCUGCCGCUGCCGCUGCUGCUGCCGCCGCCGCUGCCGCUGCUGGCAUCAUGGGCCAUCAUCCACUGGAAGUGGGCAAGAAGCGGGCAGCGGAUCCUGAAAUGUUUCCACUGAUGGAUGUUAAAACGGUUGGUUCAUUUUACUAUGAAAAUUUCCAAUUCUCUGGCAUGGUACCGUUCAAACGUCCAGCUGCCGAAAAGUCUGGCAUUCCAGUGUAUCAACCCGGUGCGACAACCUAUCAACAAUUAAUGCAGCCCUACGUGCCAGUGUCAUGUGAGUAUCUCCCACAACAACAACAACAACAACCACAAGUUGCAAUAAGUAGCGCCAUAACAACAACAACAACAACAGCAGCAACAACAGGCAGUAAUCAUAAUAAUACUGUAACUGUAACUGCUAUGACUACCAAUACCAAUAUCAAUACCAAUACAUCAACAACAACAACAACAACAACAGCUACUAAUAAUAAUAUUAAUCGUGAUAAUCAAGUGCUAGCUAGCGAUUAUGAUGACACACAUCAGAAUCAAGAAAAUAAUGACACAACAGCAGCAACAAAAACAACAACAACAACAGAAACACCAAACACUGCUAACGAUUGUAAUACAACACAAACAAUUAAAACAACAGCAAACACAGCAACAACAUUAACAGCAACAGAUAUUGAUACAACAGGUACAACAGAUGACACAGCCACGCCCCCUGACCUUAACAAUGGUAGCGGUAGCCCCCUAACAGCCCCCUCUCCCCACGAGACAGCAGUCCUCUUGGGCGAACCCGUGACCCUGCCAAAUGGCGACAGCAACAAAUAUAUGUCAUAUAUUAAUAAUAAUCUGAAAUCCUUAAAUGGCGACGAAUUGCCAAACGAGGCUGAAAAUGGUAGCAACAGUAGCAACAGCAACAGCUGCAACACAAUAAUACCAACAAGCACAGCAGCAACAGCAACAGUUGAUGCUGAUUCUGUUUCCGUUUUGCCCGCCUAUAUUCAGGCCACGCCCCAACGCAGUUACGCGCCCAAACAUAAUGGUAGCGAUAUCAGCAGUUAUCAGCGCUACAAUCACAAUGGUCACAGCACCGGCAUAUUGCCCACUCCCACCAGCAGCAGCAGCGGCAGCAACAGCAACAACAGCAACAACAGUAGCAACAGUUGCAACUCUGCUGUCUCCUCUGUCGCUUCGUCGGUUCAGCAAUUGCAGCGUCUUAGCUACGCAAUGCCGGCUUAUAGUUAUGCCAAUUUGUAUAGCGGCUAUUCAAAUGCCACGCCCAUUGUCAGCAUGAGCAACAGCAACAUGCCGAGCAGCUAUGUCCAGGCACAACAGCAACAGCAACAACAACAGCAGCAGCAACAGCAACAGGUUGCUCAAGCUCAGGCUCAAGCUCAAGCACAGGCUCAGGCUCAGGCUCAGGCUCAAGCUCAUGUCCAGGCUGCUUAUGCCCAACAGGCUUAUGCUGCCUAUGCUGCUGCCGCAGGUCUGACUCCUGCCACAGGCUACUAUGCCGAUCCAGCGGCAAUUGCCAAGGAGGUGGCCCAAAAGAACUAUGCCAUGAAGGUGGCCAAUGCUGCCGUGAAGCCCGUUUCGGCUGCUUCUGCUGCCGCCUACACGGGAAUGACACUCAACAAGAGCUAUGUGGGUGCUGCGGCAGCACCGCAACCUGUGCCGCAGCCACAGCAACAGCAGGGUCAACCCAUGUCCAUGGCAACCCUGCUGCAAAUGCAGGCUCAGGCACAAGCUCAGGCUCAAGCUCAGGCUCAGGCUCAGUUACGUCAGUUUGGUUCCUUGCCCAGUUCGGGACUGUCCACCCCUGUGACACCUGGCACACCUUUGCGUGCCCCGAGCACCGCUGGUUAUCUUCAGAGCGCCUCGGCAGCAUUGUUGCGUGCCCCAAGUGCCGCUGCCCCCAUGCAAAUGGCCGCCAGUCCACAGCAGUAUGCAGCUGCUGCCCAGGGUUACUUCUAUCCGGGCGUUAUGACCGCUGCACCUGGCACCGCCCCCGCAGCUUAUGCCUAUGCCAUGCCCAGCAGCCAGGCUGCGGCAACGGCGCAACAAUAUGCAGCGGCUGCAGCUGCAGCGGCACAGAGUGGUGCACAAGGUAGUGCCAUGGUGCUGAAUCCGUACAAGAAAAUGAAGACCUCCUAAGCAGCUGUUUAAGAAGCUGAACAAGUCACUACAACGCAACUGUACUUAAAUACAUAUAUAUAGAGUGUUGGUCCACGUAUUUUUAAUAGUAGUUUAUAGUACACAUCGAAGACGUAAGAUUAUGUGCCUCAGUUUUGUCUUGGAACAUUAGUUUUUAGUUAUACCAUAUAUAUAUAUAUAAAGGGCUCUUCUAGAUAGCGUUAUAAUUAUAGAUUUUGAAUUACACCAUGACAUACAUAUUAAACAUAUUUAUUGCACAGAGAGAGCUUUUGAGCUUUCUUAACUUUGCAAUGCCUGUCAAAAUUAUGAAAGCUGCUUAAAGCUCAGUCAACUUAACUUUUAUUGGCGAUCUUUCAACCACUUUGAAAGCUUUCACACAGCUUCUAUAAAUGCUUUUAAUAAUUUAAAUAAUAUACUUUUAAUAUGCUGCUUUUCCAAGUAAUUCUCUUGCCCGCCAAUUAACAGAAAGGUUUUUGAAAAUUGAUUUUUGAUGCACUUGGAAAUACAUUUUACAGAAAAUACCAAUACUGUGACUUAAGUUGUUGCCAUUUUACAUAGUAUAGGCUAUAGAAGUUUGACGCUUUUAAAGCACUUUACUUUUUGGUUAUCAUAUAGAUUUAUAGUUAAGUUCCUUUUUUGAUCAUGUUUAGUAAGCUUUUAGUUUUUUAAUUCGAGAUCAUACACAAGAAUACAAUAAACUGAAUGAAACGGAAACAGAAUUAGUAACGAAACUGCAACUUGGUAUAACGAAGUACUGUGAUAGCUUGCACAAUACAAUAAUAGAUAAAGCAAACCAUUUUUAUUCCACCUCCAAGAUCAGUCCAUUAAAAGGUUUAACAUAUGUCACUUCUAUCGAAUAUGUCAUUAAUAGGAAAACAAUACAAUUAAAAUACCAAUUGCUGUUGGGUACUUAUUGUUGGUCUGCAAAUGUUUUUGCCAUUAAGCUAUCAUUGCUAUCUCUUGUCGUCUACCUUUCAGUUCCUCUUUCAGUCUGACUCUCUCUCUAUCUAUCUCUGUCUCUCUAUCUCUCUAGUUAUCAGUCUGUCUCUUCAAAUAGUUAGCUCAGUAGUUAGCUAUCGUGAAUGCUGUUGUAAUUUUAAUUGUUUUGAAUUGUUGAACAACGAACAUGCGUAACGAAUAUUGCCUAGUUUUAGAAAGUACACCUAUUAUAUAUAUACCGAUAAUAUAUAAUAUAUUUAAAUUUAAAUUUACAUACAUAUAUAUACACACAAAAACUAUAAUAUACAUGCUGUAUGCUGCUAAUAUAUACUUAUAUAUUAUAUAUAAUACAUAUACAACAUCAACACUAUGUACUCUAGCUGUUUGCACACUCUCACAAAACCAAAACCAAUCUACACGAUUAGAACAUGACGAAUAUCGAUUUGUAUGUAAAUCGUAUAGCAAUCAUAUAUACAUACAAACAUAAACAUAAACAUUCAUAUUCGUAGCCCUAGCUAUACAACGCUCAUACUAAUCUAUCAGCUAUCAACUAUCAAAACCCAAAAACCCAGAUCCAAAUCACAAUCAUAAUCACAUACACACACGCACACUCACACAUUUUUAUCCAAAUCACAUUCAAAAUGUUAAGCCAUCAAAAUUAUGUUAUGUUUAUGUUAAUGUUAUGUUCAAGAUUUUGACUCCUACUAUUAUGUUGACACUUUUAAAUUUUAAACUAUGUACAAUUUUCGUUUUUCCUAUCUCUCGAUGUAUUAUAACAUGUUAAAUUUUUUAAUAUACUUACUUAUUUAUACAAAAUUUACAUACACGUUAUGUAUGCGACAAAAUAAUGUAUGUUUAUAAAAAUAAAAUCAAUGACAGCAGAACUAUGUUUUUUUAAAUUAGAUCUCGUGUGAUUUUCUAUAUAUGUUUUCUAUGUAUUUUUUACGUUAUGAAAUUUAUGUACUUACAACUAUUGCAAUUUCUAAAUAGAUACUUUGACGUUUAUUGUUUUUUGUAUUUUCCGCUACAUAAAUGACGGAAAGUACCUAAAAAAAACAAAAAAAAAAUAAUGCCACUUACUUGCGCACUUAGAUCUUAGAAACAUCUUUUUAACGCUCUCUGCGCUCGAAGUUGAUAAAUUCGAUCAUUUAUUAUUAUUAUUAUAUUAUUAUAUGAAUAUAAUUACACAUACAUACUUUAAUAAUCUCUGUAAAAUUUCGUUUAUUAUUUAAUUUACGUUACAUCAACCAUAUUUCUAGUAUUUACAAUGAUUAAAUGUUUGCCACUAAUUCUAAUUGAAUUGUCGAUAGUUUUUAUUAAUGUUUAUUUAAAAUAUCGUGUGUGUUUUUUUAAAUAUAGUUUGAUCCUUAUAAAACAAAAAAUACUUUAUUGUGUGUUGGUAUUUAUUUUAGUAUUCACUUAAAUUUCUGUUGUGCCGCUUCUUACACAUCUACUUAUUCUACCAUUUGACUUUAAUUCUAUUCAGAUCACGAGCCUUUUCAAAUGAAAAUAAAUAUAAUUAUUCACUCAACGACACGUUCGCCACAUGCCACGCAUUUAAUAUGCCGCGCUUUAGGCAGAGCUGCAUUUACGGCCAUCUUUUCUAGCUUUUUUUUAUGUUUGUGCUAUAUUUGCGCAUAUCCCAGCUUUGAUUAGCAAUGCCUAUCUAAGUAUAAAACCUGAAUACUUUCCUAAACAUAUUUUUUACAACAAUCCAAAACAAACACGUUCUAUCUUCUGUCUUGACUGUCCUUAAGCUGCUUCAACCUUUUUGCUUUUUCAUAACCCUUAACCUUCGCAAAAGAAAAUAAAAAUCGUAUAUACAUAUAAAAAUGGAAAAUCAUCCUAUCUCUAUAUAUGUUUAGCUCUUAGAAUAAUGGCAAGCAAAAUAAGUAUGCUUACCGAAUACUAUUUUGGUUUAGUGGUAGAAACUAGCUGUAAAAUCUAAAAAUAUAUUCAAAUAUAGCUAUUAUUGCUUGACUUGUGGCAGGCUUAAUACUUACGUACAUAUACUAUAAUACAUAAUAAGAACGAUGCUUAUCUAACAUACAGCAAAUCCGAAAAAUAUGAAACUAUUAUAUACCAAGCAUAGCAGAUACUUACUACAAACAAUCGAUAUGUCUUGCUAAAAGUACUUAUACUAAUAUUAAUCUCUAUAUGUCAAGUUCUCUAGCUGUCGUAUGUUUUUCGUUAAAAUUGUAGAAUUGUUGCUAUUUAGCAAUUUGGUGAAAACAAUAAUCAUAGAGAUCUAUGUGCAAAACACAUUUAGAAAAUACGCUACCAGUAAACCAAAGGAACUCUACCUACACAUAUUUCGACACUACACAACACUGCAUGUUUCUAAGCGCGACGCAGCCUAUAAGGCAAAUGACGAACUUGUAUUUUUAAAUAUGUAUUCGAAAUAAAUUUCUUAACUUUUUUCACGCGUGGCGAAAUGUUUAUGCUUUCUUGAAUUUAUAACUUCCAAUUUUCAAAGCACAUUUAAACAGAACAACAGUUUUCCAUUCUGCUUCAACUAAUACACAUAAUAGUUUUAAAUUCCAAAGCAAAACACUGCACACAAAACUAAUACGAUAGUAAAGAACAAUUACAUCGAGUUAACAGUGCAAAAAUCAAUAUAAAAAACAGAAAUCAAUUGUUAGUCAUGAAGCUGAAUUCAUGUUCAAGUUUUUGAGCCCUCGAAGCUCCUUACACCAUACGAGGCAGAUUCUGAUUCAUUUAUUCGAGUUAGUUAAAUUUCUUAGGUAACAAUUCAAGUACAGUACCGUCCAUUUAGAAAAAAGUGUAGCGUAGUAUCGCAUGUCCACAAUAGACUUCAAGUUUAUAUUUUGUACUCGUAGAUGAAAACUAAAAAAA
This is a messenger RNA of Drosophila innubila, 8535 nucleotides long. RefSeq names its product protein muscleblind (gene mbl). The transcript has 8 exons. The record is from RefSeq and is a predicted model, not a curated record. The coding region runs from base 1696 to 4740 and encodes 1014 amino acids. Gene Ontology annotation, molecular function: metal ion binding. NCBI's taxonomy places the organism in Eukaryota, Metazoa, Arthropoda, Insecta, Diptera, Drosophilidae.